Engraulis encrasicolus (European anchovy) is the source of this 1497-nucleotide messenger RNA. It is a transcript of the gene cpb1, whose product is annotated as carboxypeptidase B1 (tissue). Gene Ontology annotation, molecular function: zinc ion binding; metallocarboxypeptidase activity. NCBI's taxonomy places the organism in Eukaryota, Metazoa, Chordata, Actinopteri, Clupeiformes, Engraulidae. The record is from RefSeq and is a predicted model, not a curated record. The coding region runs from base 29 to 1273 and encodes 414 amino acids. The transcript has 11 exons. Gene Ontology annotation, biological process: proteolysis.
AAGGCGACAGUUGAGUCACGCAGGCAUCAUGAAGGUCCUUCUGCUCCUGGGAUUGGUGGCCGUGGCCCUGGCCGAAAAGACCACAUUCGUGGGGGAUCAGGUGUUCCGUCUGAAGCCCACCACUGAUGAGCAUGUGACCCUCAUCAAGGAUCUGGCCAGCAAAAUGGAGGUUGACUUCUGGAGCCCUGACAGUGCUGAUGUGGUGACCAUUGACACUGAUGUGGAUAUCCACAUCGAUGCCCUUCACGCCUCCAUGGUCUACACCAUCCUCAACCAGAGCGACAUGGAGCACGAGAUCCUGAUUGAGGAUGUUGAGGCUCAGGCUGAGGCCCAGCUGGACAUGCCCGAGACCAGGACCCACAGCUACACCAAGUACAACACCUGGGACAAGAUCCAGUCCUGGAUCUCCUCCAUCUCUGCCUCCAACACUCAGCUGAUGAGCAAACAGGUUAUCGGACACACCCAUGAGGGCCGCCCCAUGAACGUGCUGACGAUUGGCAAGAAGACUGGUGCUACCAAGCCCGCCAUCUUCCUGGACUGUGGUAUCCAUGCCAGAGAGUGGAUCUCCACUGCUUUCUGCCAGUGGUUCGUCAACGAGGCCGUGUCCACCUAUGGAACUGAUGCCCAGAUGACCAGCCUGCUGGACCAGAUGGAUGUUAUCGUGCUGCCCGUUUUCAACAUCGAUGGCUACGAUUACACCUGGAAGAACAACAGGAUGUGGAGGAAGACCCGUCAAAGGAACCCUGGAACCAACUGCUACGGCGCUGACCCCAACAGGAACUUCGACGCCGGCUGGUGCACCCUGGGAGCUUCCAGCAACCCCUGCAGUGAUACCUACUGCGGCUCCAAGCCCGAGUCUGAGAUCGAGGUGAAGAAUGUGGCUGACUUCAUCCGCAGGAACAAGGACAUCAUCAAGGCCUACAUCACCGUCCACUCCUACUCCCAGCUGCUGCUCUUCCCCUACUCCUACACCUACGACCUGGCCGCCGACCACACCGAGCUGAUGAAGGUUGCCCAGGGAGCCACCAGGGCUCUGACCAGCCUGUACGGCACCAAGUACACCCCCGGACCCGGUGCCACCACCAUCUACCCUGCUGCCGGCGGCUCUGACGACUGGGCCUACGACCUGGGCGUGAAGUACUCCUACACCUUCGAGCUGCGUGACGAGGGCCGCUACGGCUUCCUGCUGCCCGAGUCCCAGAUCAAGCCCACCUGCGAGGAGACCAUGCUGGCCGUCAAGUACAUCGCCACCUACGUGCAGAACACCUUGUAGAUGAAAUAAAGAGAAAUCAAUAAAACACACGGACGCUUCACUCACUCGUUCACUCGCUUGUAAGAUCACCCAAGACUGUGAAGUGGGAGAGAUCAUCUGAUCUCGGAUAAGCGGCGCACCACCAUCCGUCCGUUAGUACUGUUUCAUUCAGAUGUCAUCAUUUACUUUAUUAAUGUAAACAGGAAUAGAGACACGUUGACAGAAUAAAGACUUGAAACAACUGA